Messenger RNA from Acaulospora morrowiae, 480 nucleotides. NCBI's taxonomy places the organism in Eukaryota, Fungi, Glomeromycota, Glomeromycetes, Diversisporales, Acaulosporaceae. The record is from the annotation of a GenBank genome assembly.
AUGAGAUCUAAACUCAUCUUCCUUUUUUGGGGCCUGAUUUUUAUUGAUGUUGCUUCUCCACUGGAAAAAAAGAAUGAUACUCUUUUCCAAACCGAUAUCUUCGAAGCUUUUACAGCAUUAUCCGAAUAUCCUAAAAAUAUAACUCGUAAUUAUACCUUUGAAUUGAUGAGAGUUGACCUUGCACCUGAUGGAGUCGUUCGCCCUGUGUGGGCAGUGAAUGGACAAUACCCAGGCCCAAUGAUUCGUGCAAAUAUUGGUGACAAAUUUAACAUCACGGUUAAAAAUCAUUUUGGCGAUCCUACCGCAAUUCACUGGCACGGAAUUGACCAAAAAGGUACCAAUUGGUUUGACGGUGUUCCUGGGACUACUCAAUGCCCGAUUCCAAACGGAGUCAACUUUUCGUAUAUAUUUAACCUUAAUCAAUCUGGAACCUAUUGGUAUCAUUCCCAUUUUUUCUCGCAGCUCGUGGAUGGCACGAGG